AUGGUACUGCCAAAAUUAAAGGAUGAAACAGCAGUGAUGCCGUUUCUGCUGCGAAUUCAAACCAUUGCCGGACUGUGGGGUGACCGUUCCCAGCGGUACCGCUUUUAUCUCAUUUUUUCCUACUUCUGCGCGAUUGUGGUCCUACCUAAAGUGCUGUUCGGUUAUCCAGAUCUCGAGAUUGCGGUACGCGGCACGGCCGAGCUGAUGUUCGAAUCGAACGCAUUCUUCGGCAUGCUAAUGUUUUCCUUUCAACGCGACAACUACGAGCGAUUGGUGCAUCAGCUGCAGGAUCUGGCAGCUCUAGAACUGGGAGAGUACCUGAUCGCAGUGAACCGACGGGUCGAUCGGUUCUCCAAAAUUUACUGCUGCUGUCACUUUUCCAUGGCAACGUUCUUUUGGUUCAUGCCCGUCUGGACGACCUAUUCCGCCUACUUUGCUGUGCGCAACAGCACGGAACCGGUCGAGCACGUGCUGCACCUCGAGGAAGAGCUGUACUUCCUUCACAUCCGGACUUCGAUGGCGCACUACACGUUUUAUGUGGCCAUUAUGUGGCCCACGAUCUAUACGCUCGGGUUUACCGGUGGCACAAAGCUGCUGACCAUUUUCAGCAAUGUUAAAUACUGUUCGGCCAUGCUGAAGCUCGUUGCACUCCGAAUCCACUGUCUGGCGGGAGUAAGACAAGACCGAGCGGAGAAGGAGCUGAACGAGAUCAUUUCCAUGCAUCAGCGGGUACUCGACUGCGUGUUCCUGCUGGAGACGACAUUCCGCUGGGUGUUUUUCGUGCAGUUCAUUCAGUGUACAAUGAUCUGGUGCAGUCUCAUCCUCUACAUAGCGGUGACGGGGUUCAGCUCGACGGUGGCGAAUGUCUGUGUCCAGAUCAUAUUGGUGACGGUGGAAACAUAUGGCUACUGCUACUUCGGAACAGAUCUAACCACGGAGAGCUAUGGCGUUGCCCUCGCCAUUUACGAUAGCGAAUGGUACAAGUUUUCCAUUUCGAUGCGCCGCAAACUUCGCCUGCUACUGCAACGAUCCCAAAAACCGCUCGGCGUAACGGCGGGCAAGUUUCGCUUCGUCAAUGUGGCCCAGUUCGGCAAGUACUGA
This is a messenger RNA of Anopheles merus, 1101 nucleotides long. RefSeq names its product odorant receptor 47a-like. Gene Ontology annotation, cellular component: plasma membrane. The transcript is spliced from 6 exons. NCBI's taxonomy places the organism in Eukaryota, Metazoa, Arthropoda, Insecta, Diptera, Culicidae. The coding region runs from base 1 to 1101 and encodes 366 amino acids. Gene Ontology annotation, molecular function: olfactory receptor activity; odorant binding. Gene Ontology annotation, biological process: detection of chemical stimulus involved in sensory perception of smell; sensory perception of smell. The record is from RefSeq and is a predicted model, not a curated record.